UCAUUGGCCGCGGAUAUGUUCCUGUCGAGAAAGAAUCUUGAGUCGUGGGAGAGCGAAAGGGUGAAAGCAGAGAAAGGGUUUGGGGAAGGCGAUUCCGGCGAUGGCGGAGCACGCGGAGGAGACCUUGAUCGAGCAGGUAAUGGAGAAGAUCCGCGACGGCGUUGACUCCUCGUCGUCGUCGGACUCUGACGACGAGAAGUCGAAGGCGUCGGUGGUGACGGAGGCCGUCAAGUCCAAGAUCAGCCGCCUCUUCGGCCGGGAGAAGCCCGUCCACCAGAUCUUGGGCGGUGGAAAGCCUGCUGAUGUUUUCCUGUGGAAGAACAAGAAAGCCUCUGCUGCUGUGCUUGGUGGGGCCACGGCUACCUGGAUCUUUUUUGAGUUGAUGGAAUACCAUUUACUUACUUUGUUCUGCCACUGCCUUAUAUUGUCUCUUGCUAUCAUUUUCCUCUGGUCAAAUGCUACUUUCUUGAUCAACAAUAGGUCUCCACCUCACAUUCCUGUGGUGAGCAUUCCUGAAAAUCUGGUUGUGGACAUUGCACUUUCUCUCAGAUAUGAGAUUAAUAGGGGUUUUGCUGUUUUAAGGGAAAUUGCAACAGGACGUGAUCUGAAGAAGUUCCUCAUUGUGAUUGCUGGGCUGUGGGUUCUUUCAACCAUCGGGAGGUGCUGCAAUUUCUUGACUUUGUUUUAUAUAGUCUUUGUCACGCUGCACACUGUGCCUUUCUUAUAUGAUAAGUAUGAAGACAAAGUUGAUGCAUUUGCCGAGAAAGCAUCAGUGGAGUUAAAGAAGCACUAUGCAGUUUUUCAGGCCAAGUAUUUGAGCAAGAUACCUAGGGGACCAUUGAAAGACAAAAAGUUCCUGUAGGCAAAAAGGUACACUGUGGCUCCAGUCGUUGUUAUGACCACUUUAUUUUGCUUUGAACUCUUCCUUAUCCUGAACGAAGUAUCUUGUCUUUGAUAAUGUUAAUGUGGUAGCUGGGAGCUAUUCCAGGUUUUUAUGACAUGGAUCAUACGUAUGUUGGCAUUAUCAUUCCAAGCAUUAGCAUUGAAUUGUA
This is a messenger RNA of Musa acuminata AAA Group (dessert banana), 1052 nucleotides long. RefSeq names its product reticulon-like protein B1. NCBI's taxonomy places the organism in Eukaryota, Viridiplantae, Streptophyta, Magnoliopsida, Zingiberales, Musaceae. The record is from RefSeq and is a predicted model, not a curated record. The coding region runs from base 101 to 862 and encodes 253 amino acids. The transcript has 5 exons.